GUAUAUGUGUGUGUGUGUGAAGGCGCCACGUCGGCAGAACCAGCAGGGUGAAAAGAGACCUGCGUAGCUGUGCCUGUACUGUGUGUGAAGCGAAGUUAGAAAGCAGCAGAUUAAUGCCAUGAAGGCGUGAAAAGCGAGAAGAAGAAGAAUUAGAAGACGAAGAAGAAGAGAAGAGAGGAGGAGGAGGAGGCCAUUAACAGAGCAGCAGGUUUCACACACACAGACAGAAAUUCAUUAAUUUACAGAGAGCAGAGUUUGGUUCGGAGGCUGAAGCAGAAGCUGCUCCUGUCUCAAGUUUCUCUGCCAGGUGUGUUUGUGGGACAAGCGCUGGGAACAAUGGUGAAGAAUGUGAACAGCGUUAGCGUGGAGCCCCAGCCUGGGACCAGCGUGGCCUCGGACGAAGCUGAACUCGCCUACAGCCAGCCUACAGAGGAUUCUGGUAAGGACCACGUGGCGCCUGCCCCUGGUAUGAUGUGGCGGGUGACCGGCGGCCUCUUCAACGUCACCAAGGGAGUUGUGGGCGCCGCGGUGGGCGGGGUGGCCUGGGUGGGCGGCAAGAGCCUGGAGAUAACCAAGUCGGCCGUGACUACAGUGCCCUCGAUGGGGGUGGGGCUGGUGAAGGGCGGGGUGUCUGCCGUGGCCGGCGGCGUCUCCACGGUGGGCUCGACGGUAGCCAGCAAAGUCCCCUUCACAGCCAAGAGGAAAGACAAGGCCGAGUGAAGAGGAGGAGGAUGGUGAAGAUGAUGACGAUGAUGAUUGAUGAUGGACUUGCCCCGCCCUGAGCCAACAGACAGAGGCUGCCAGCUGAUCUUUGUCUGCCAAUCAAAUUCCACAGUGCCUUCUGAUGCCUUUCUCGGUCUUGAACGUGGUAGUCUUGUCACCAUACAGAGAUCUCUAGAUUUUGAUGCAAAUACUACAUUCAGUACAGAAAAAUUCAGUAGUACUACGAUACCAUGGCAACCCAGAAUUACCAGCAAGAAACGCUGAGUCACUGAAACGCAUCAAACGAAGUUCCUCAUCUGACUUGGAGUUUGAACUCGAAUAUCUGGCUCCAGGCAGAUUACUGGGACUGGGAUCCACUUCAGCACGUGGUGGAUGACUUUAUGAAUAUUUUUUUAUCUAUUUACAAUCCAGACUGAUGCUGUUUCUUUCUUCUCUUCACUCUUUCCAAACUACACAUAUUUGGUGAAAUGUUUCUGAAUUAAGAUGCUGAUUUUUAGUCUGUUUUUUUUUUUUGCAAAGGUAUUGAAGUACUAUUGAAAGCUGUGUGACAAGAAUAGUGUGUUGUUUCAGCGUUGGAAGCGAAGGAGCAGCAGCAUUCCUCGGUGUACAGGCUUCACUGUGUCUGACCUUCUUUAAUCCUUUGGAAGAGCCUGGGGCGGUGUUUCACCCAGCAGCCUCGGAUCUGCAUGUAGGAACACUUCUCUGAAAUGCAUGUCUGAAGACUGUAGACACAAUCGCAAGUACACCAACACGCUCAGGCCUUUUCCACAGUUAUAUCAUUGUUGAAAUGUUUUGUUUUCUGUGUGUGUGAAAUGUUAUGAUGCUGCGUUGGACCUUGACAAGUUGAAUUUUUUUAUUUUAUUUUACGAUUUAACAAAAAAACAUUCAGCAGCGUUUGAUUCAUUGAUGGUUGUUUGAGAGGAAAAGUGCCCGAUGUUGUCUGAACUGGUCAGUCAGUAAAGGUUGAACUGUACCUUUUUAAUCAGAAGGUGAACUGUACUGUGGUGCAGGCAACAUUCGUGAACAUUUCUAUGCAAUAUCCGCAUAUCAAUGCAACAUUUGGAGUGAGUAGAAGCUGUUGCUGAUGGGACUGAACUAUGUGAAUGUCUUGUAUGUGUUUUUUUUUUUUUUUUUUCAAUAUAUCAAUAAAGUAGUUUGGAAAGUUAAA
This is a messenger RNA of Siniperca chuatsi (mandarin fish), 1891 nucleotides long. RefSeq lists its product as uncharacterized. The transcript has 3 exons. The record is from RefSeq and is a predicted model, not a curated record. NCBI's taxonomy places the organism in Eukaryota, Metazoa, Chordata, Actinopteri, Centrarchiformes, Sinipercidae. Bases 337 to 720 code for a protein of 127 amino acids.